CGAGCGGGUCUGAACGGAAAGCCCGGAGAUUCACACACCGACCGGCAGCGUGUCAGCUACGAACAUGUCCCCCCCAUGCAUGACGGCACACAAUUUCAUUCCUUGAGACGCAGCAUCUUCACCCGCGACCAUCGCUUUUCACACACAGACCUCCCGGUGAUAAUGAGGAAAUAAAAACGUCUCCAGACACGCCCACCUCCGACGGAUUCCGAAACCAAAAGUCAUCGUUGCAAGUUUUGCCACGACCAAAGUGGGACUUUUUCCGCCUGCCCCCCGACCACGCCCAAGAGGACAUUCCACCCCCGGCCCCCGUUUGCUUUAUCAAAUGCCCAAAAACAGCAAGGCCGUCAAGAGAGAGCUUGACGACGAUGUCACCGAGUCGGCCAGAGACCUUCUUUCCAACGAGGACGCCUGCGACGAUUCCUUCAAGAAGAGCUCGCUGAUCGUCGGCGGCCAUGACGGCGAGGGCAAGGACUGCGACGUGGAGGAGGGCGGCUCGGACGGCGAGGAGGAGGAGCGCCCGGCCUGGAACAGCAAGCUCCAGUACAUCCUGGCCCAGGUGGGCUUCUCUGUAGGCCUCGGCAACGUCUGGAGGUUCCCCUACCUGUGCCAGAAGAACGGGGGAGGGGCGUACCUGGUGCCCUACUUCAUCCUGCUGGUGUUGAUCGGCAUCCCGCUCUUCUUUCUGGAACUUGCCGUGGGACAACGCAUCCGGCGGGGGAGCAUCGGCGUGUGGAACUACAUUAGCCCCCGGCUGGGGGGCAUCGGCUUUGCUAGCUGCGUGGUGUGCUUCUUCGUGGCGCUCUACUACAACGUCAUCAUCAGCUGGAGUCUCUUCUACUUCUCGCAGUCCUUCCAGCAGCCCCUGCCAUGGCACGAGUGUCCCCUUGUCAAGAACAAGAGCAGCACAUGUAAGAAAAGAGCGAGUCACGGUCCCAGACCGACGGCCGUCUCGACAUCAACCUGGUCUUUUUGUGCAGACGUGGUGCCCGAGUGCGAGAAAAGCUCGGCCACCACCUACUACUGGUACCGCGAGGCCCUGGACAUCUCCGACAGCAUUUCCGAGAGCGGGGGACUCAACUGGAAGAUGACGCUGUGCCUCCUGGCCGCCUGGUCCAUAGUGUGCCUGGCCAUGAUCAAGGGAAUCCAGUCGUCCGGGAAGGUGAUGUACUUCAGCUCCUUGUUCCCGUACGUGGUGUUGAUUUGCUUCCUGGUCCGCUCGCUGCUCCUGGAGGGCUCCAUGGACGGCAUCCGCCACAUGUUCACGCCAAAGCUGGAGAUCAUGCUGGAGGCCAAAGUGUGGCGCGAGGCGGCCACGCAGGUCUUCUUCGCGCUGGGCCUGGGCUUCGGCGGCGUCAUCGCCUUCUCCAGCUACAACAAGCGCGACAACAACUGCCACUUCGACGCCGUGCUGGUCUCCUUCAUCAACUUCUUCACCUCCGUGCUGGCCACCCUGGUGGUCUUCGCCGUGCUGGGCUUCAAGGCCAACAUCAUGAUCCGGAAAUGUGUGGCGCUGAACAGCAGAAAGAUGGCGGACCUGCUGGGAAACGGCUUGGAGGAAAGUCUGAUCCCCGGCCACAUCAACCUCAGUCACAUCAGCGGCGUCAGCACCGCCGACUACCAGAUGAUGAUAAACAUCAUCAGGAACGUCAACCAGGACCACUUCCCCAAACUGGGACUGGACUCCUGCAGCAUCGAGGGCGAGCUCAACAAGACGGUCCAGGGUACAGGUCUGGCCUUCAUCGCCUUCACGGAGGCCAUGACCCACUUCCCCGCCUCGCCCUUCUGGUCGGUCAUGUUCUUCCUCAUGCUGGUCAACCUGGGCCUGGGCAGCAUGUUCGGCACCAUCGAGGGCAUCCUCACGCCGCUGGUGGACACCUUCAAAGUGCGCAAGGAGCUCCUGACAGUGGGAUGCUGCGUGCUGGCCUUCUCCAUCGGCCUGAUGUUCGUGCAGCGCUCGGGGAACUACUUUGUCACCAUGUUUGACGACUACUCGGCCACGCUGCCGCUGCUCAUCGUGGUCAUCCUGGAGAACCUGGCCAUCGCCUGGUUCUACGGCAUCGACAAGUUCUUCGAGGACCUGAAGGACAUGUUGGGCUUCACGCCGUACCGCUUCUACUACUACAUGUGGAAGUUCAUCACACCCAUCCUGCUGCUGGUGCUGCUGUGCUCCAGCCUGGUGCAGCUGGUCAAGGCGCCGCCCGUCUACAACGCCUGGAUCCAGGAAGCGGCAAAGGAGCAGGAGGUGCGCUUCCCCACGUGGGCCGUGGCGGUGUGCGUCUCCCUGGUGGUGGUGGCCGUCUUGCCCGUGCCCGUGGUCUUCUUCCUGCGCUUCUUCAACCUCCUCGACGACGGCGCCGGCGGCAUCUCGGCCGUGUCCUACAAGAAGGGGCGCAUCAUCAAGGAGGAGUCGUGCCCGGGCGAGGACGACGACGCCAGCCUGCUGCGGGCCAAGACGCCCGGCGAGGCGCCGUCGCCGCUGCCCGCCAACAGCAUCUACCGCAAGCACGGCGCCGCGACGGGAGGCGACGGCCCCCAGGCGGACGCCGCGCCCAACGGUCGUUACGGAAUCGGCUACCUGAUGGCCGACGUGGCGGACAUGCCCGAGUCGGACUUGUAGGCCCGACGCCCUCGCUUCUAGUCGUCUUGUGUGCGCUCAUCCAUGUUACUGCUCCUAGCGCACAGUCCUGUAGAUAGACUAGCUCCGCCUCCUUUAUCCUCUUCCUGCUUCGUCUUUGUCUCGGAACCUCGCCAUCUUUAGUCCCAGGAACACACCUGCACGCCAAACACACUCCUUUCUUUUGUGGCCUGCUUUCGUCUUUGUGUCAUGGACUAACUUCACCACCAGGUGGAGCUACUCCGCUCUUACUAGAGAUGCGCGGAUAGGCGAUUAUUUCAUCCGCAACCGCAUCAGAAAGUCGUCAACCAUCCGCAAUCCGCCCGAUCUAACAUUUGAUCAGAACCGCAUCCGCCCGCACCCGCCCGUUGUUAUAUAUCUAAUAUAGACGAUGCAAGGCAUUAGUGAGGUUAUAAAGCUUUUGCCUGUUAAAGAAAGGAGACUGAUCCAAUGCAGCACAGACAUUCGUGUGCCACGCUGUCACGACCCAGACGCACACCAGUGCGCAAUCAUAUGGGAGCCGCGCUGAGCGCACCUCCAAGCGCGUCUCGCUGCCGGCGACGGCCGGGUAUAUGGGCCCGACGCUCCAGCGCCAUCCAUUUUCAGGGCUAGUUGAUUCGGCAGGUGGGUUGUUACACACUCCUUAGCGGGUUCCAACUUCCAUGGCCACCGUCCUAGCUGCUGUCUAUAUCAACCAGGGUGAGCCCCACCCCUUUCGUGAGCGCACUGCGCGCGGAGUGACCCCUGUUACGCGCCCCCGGCAACAGGGGUGGCGGGCAGGUAAGCUGCGCGGGCGGAGCGCGCGGAGUGACCCCUGUUACGAGCCCCCGGCCACGGGGGUGGCGGGCAGGUAAGCUGCUUACCUGCUGCGUGUGACGCCGGCCGCGGCGAAGGCGGACGAGGCGGGGUGUCGGUGCGGUGGGCGCGGUGGUGACCCUGGACGUGCGUCGGGCCCUUCUCGCGGAUCGCCUCAGCUACGGCUCCCGGUGGGGCCCUAUCGGGGGAAGGGGCCUCGGUCCCGGGCCCCGGCGAGGCGUCGGGGGCCUUCUCCGCUCCGUAAAAGUGUCUAUCUCUUUUUUUUUUUUUCUUCUGUUGUGGCAUAUGCAGCAGGUGCCUGCUCGUUUUUCGUAUGCGGGUAACAUUUAACUAUGUAUAUAUAUUUCCGAAUUGGUUUAACUGCCACCCGCCUGAAUCUAUUUAAAAUCUAAUUUUUUUUUAUUUCAACCGCCCGACCCGACCCGACCCGACCCGCGGAUAAAAUCUAAUUUUUUUAAGUUUCAUCCGCCCGAUCCGCGGAUAAUCCGCGGACUCCGCGGUUGUGCCCGCAAACCGCGCAUCUCUAGCUCUUACACUUGCACUCAUUUGAGUGCAGUGACGUCACCAAGCCAGACACAUCACCAACGCCUGCUAGCUGCCUCCUGGUGGUCAAGGUGCAGGUGCGCCCCGAGCCAGUGCAGACGUACCCAGUGACAUCAUCAGAGCCAGUGCAGACGUACCCAGUGACGACAUCAGAGCCUGCGCAUCUGUGCAAGGUUAUGUCACCCGAGCCGGCGCGGGUGUGCCCAGUGACGUCGCCCGAGCCAACGUGGGUGUGCCCAUGACAUCACCCGAGCCGGCGCGGGUGUGCCCGGUGACAUUGCUCGAGCUGGUGAUGACGUGCCCGAUGACGUCGCCACAGCCUGUGCAUGUGUGCAAAGUUAUGUCACCCGAGCCGGCGCGGGUGUGCCCAGUGGCAUGACCCGAGCGGGUGUGCCCGGUGACGUUGCGCGAGCUAAUGAUGGAGUGCCCGGUGACAUCGCCUGAGCCGGCGCGGGUGUGCACAGUGACGUAACCCGAGCCGGCGCGGGUGUGCCCAGUGACAUGACCUGAGCUGGCGCGGGUGUUCACAGUGACAUCACCCGAGCCGGCGCAGGUGUGCACAGUGACAUCACCCGAGACGGCGCGGGUGUGCCCAGUGACGUCACCCGAGCCGGCGCGGGUGUGCCCAGUGACAUGACCUGAGCUGGUGCGGUAGUGUGCCCAGUGACGUGACCCGAGCGGGUGUGGGUAUGCCCGGUGACGUUGCGCGAGCUAAUGAUGGAGUGCCCGGUGACAUCGCCUGAGCCGGCGCGGGUGUGCACAGUGGCGUCACCCGAGCCGGCACGGGUGUGCCCAGUUAUUUCACCCGAGUGCGGUUGUGCACAAUGACAUCACCCGAGCUGGCGCAGGUGUGCACAAUGACGUUACCCGAGCCGGCACAAGUGUGCCCAGUGACGUGACCCGAGAGGGUGUGGGUGUGCCCGGUGACGGUGCGCGAGCUAAUGAUGGAGUGCCCGGUGACAUCGCCUGAGCCGGCGCGGGUGUGCACUGUGACGUCGCCCGAGCCGGCACGGGUGUGCCCAGUUAUUUCACCCGAGCUGGCGCGCGUGUGCACAAUGACGUCACCCGAGCUGGCGCGGGUGUGCACAAUGACGUCACCCGAGACGGCACGAGUGUGCCCAGUGACGUGACCCGAGAGGGUGUGGGUGUGCCCGGUGACGGUGCGCUAGGUAAUGAUGGAGUGCCCGGUGACAUCGCCUGAGCCGGCGCGGGUGUGCACUGUGACGUCGCCCGAGCCGGCACGGGUGUGCCCAGUUGUUUCACCCGAGCUGGCGCGCGUGUGCACAAUGACGUCACCCGAGCUGGCGCGGGUGUGCACAAUGACGUCACCCGAGACGGCACGAGUGUGCCCAGUGACGUGACCCGAGAGGGUGUGGGUGUGCCCGGUGACGUUGCGCGAGGUAAUGAUGGAGUGCCCGGUGACAUCGCCUGAGCCGGCGCGAAUGUGCACAGUGGCGUCGCCCGAGCCGGCACGGGUGUGCCCAGUUAUUUGACCCGAGCUGGCGCGGGUGUGCACAAUGACGUCACCCGAGCUGGCGCGGGUGUGCACAAUGACGUCACCCGAGACGGCACGGGUGUGCCCAGUGACGUGACCCGAGAGGGUGAGGGUGUGCCCUGUGACGUGACCCGAGAGGGUGUGGGUGUGCCCUGUGACGUUGCGUAAGCUAAUAAUGGAGUGCCCGGUGACAUCGCCUGACCCGGAGCGGGUGUGCACAUUGACGUCGCCCAAGCUGGCACGGGUGUACCCAGUUAUUUCACCCGAGCCGGCGCGGGUGUGCACAAUGACGUCACCCGAGAGGGUGUGGGUGUGCCCGGUGACGUUGCGUGAGCUAAUGAUGGAGUGCCCGUUGACAUCGCCUGAGCCGGCGCGGGUGUACACAAUGACGUCACCCGAGCCGGCACAGGUGUGCACAGUGACGUCACCCGAGUGGAUGUGGGUGUGCCCGGUGACGUCGCUCGAGCUGCUGAUAAAGUGCCUGGUGACGUCACCAGAACUGGCGCAGGUGUUCCCAGUGACCUCACCAGAGCGGGUGUGGGUGUGCCCGGCGACGUCGCUCGAGCUGGUGAUGGAGUGCCCGGUGACGUCGCCAGAGCCGGCGCGGGUGUGCCCGGUGACCUCUUUGGAGCUUGUGCAGACGUGACCGGUGACAUCACCAGAACGGGUGCGGGUGUGUCCAGUGUCGUCGCCCGAGCCUGUACAGACGUGCCCAGUGACAUCGCCCCAGCCGGGUGUGCGAGGUGUUUAGUGUCUUCUGAAAGAAGGAAGUGAAGUUCCAAGACAAAGGUGUGCCUCCAUCAUGUUUAUAGAAUACAUUCUGUUGUAUAGCUAAGUAUUCUGUAAAUAUUAUAAAUAUUUCACUUGAUACAACCUCAUGUUUUUAAAGGUUUACGAGCACUUCAUCAUUAAUAACUUUGUCAUCUUUUUUUUUUUUUUUUUUACUUCAGUGUUUUUUUUUUGUGAGUCCUUUUUGUAAAUACUCUGUCCUUGGUUUUUCCCAUCAAAUGGCUUCAAAAUGCAGUUUUUUCCUACUCGCUCCAAAUUAAACAUGAAAUAAUGUCCAA
Molecule: messenger RNA, 6538 nt
Organism: Nerophis lumbriciformis (worm pipefish)
Lineage: Eukaryota; Metazoa; Chordata; Actinopteri; Syngnathiformes; Syngnathidae
Gene: slc6a15
Product: solute carrier family 6 member 15
Biological process (GO): L-leucine transport; sodium ion transmembrane transport
Cellular component (GO): plasma membrane
Molecular function (GO): proline:sodium symporter activity
Source: RefSeq, a predicted model, not a curated record